AUGCCGACGAGGAGGUGGACGGCAUCUUGGCUUGGUCUGCUCGCCUCGAUCGCCUCGAUCGUUCGUUCGUUCGUUCAUGUUCAGUUUUUAGCGCACGAAUCGUUUGAACUCGCGAAUUCGCAGUGGCUAAUGACGCAAUGGUCAGGAUCAGCAACGGGCUCGAACUGUUUGACCCCGAACGCGGCUAGCCUGUUAGUCAUUACGCAGUCAAGAUGGGAUGACAAGCGCGGAGGAAGAGUGAUGAUGUCGGACAGUCCGAGUGAUGUAACGAAAGCGUUGUGGUGUCUUUGA
Soboliphyme baturini is the source of this 291-nucleotide messenger RNA. The record is from the annotation of a GenBank genome assembly. NCBI's taxonomy places the organism in Eukaryota, Metazoa, Nematoda, Enoplea, Dioctophymatida, Soboliphymatidae.